AUGCCUGGACUCAUUUCAACUGAAAAAAAUAAAAUUCUUAGAAAAAUAUUAAUUCCAGUUUAUGAAAGUCUUGAAGCUCAUAAAGCCAUUAUAUGGUAUAUGAAUAAUCUAAAACAUCCUGGUGAUUUAAUUAUAUUCCUUCAUGUUGUUGAACCUAUUCUACCAUCUGCUUUAUCUGGAUUAUCAAGUCAAUAUGAAUCUAUGCCAUUUAAUGAUAAAUAUCAUAUAUCUGAAAAAAAUAUGAAUAAAGCUAGAUUAUUAUGUCAAGAAUUAGUACAUGAAGCAAAUAUUUAUGGUAUCAAAUCAGAAGCAAUGAUACAAGUCGAUACAAAACCAGGUCCAGCUAUUAUUAAAAUAAUUAAUGAACAACAUAUUGAUAAUAUUAUAAUGUUAAAACGUAGUUUAGGUUUUAUUAAACGUGCUAUUACUGGUAGUGUUAGUUCAUAUGUAUUACAUCAUUCAAAUGUACCUGUUACCAUUUUAUCAUCUAUGAAUAAUUAA
Schistosoma rodhaini is the source of this 501-nucleotide messenger RNA. The record is from the annotation of a GenBank genome assembly. NCBI's taxonomy places the organism in Eukaryota, Metazoa, Platyhelminthes, Trematoda, Strigeidida, Schistosomatidae.